Molecule: messenger RNA, 1506 nt
Organism: Beta vulgaris subsp. vulgaris (sugar beet)
Lineage: Eukaryota; Viridiplantae; Streptophyta; Magnoliopsida; Caryophyllales; Amaranthaceae
Product: bifunctional riboflavin biosynthesis protein RIBA 1, chloroplastic
Exons: 2
Coding region: 57-665 (202 amino acids)
Biological process (GO): riboflavin biosynthetic process
Cellular component (GO): chloroplast
Molecular function (GO): 3,4-dihydroxy-2-butanone-4-phosphate synthase activity
Source: RefSeq, a predicted model, not a curated record
UGCAGAUUGUGAUUGUUGUAGAUGAUGAAGAUAGGGAAAAUGAAGGAGAUCUGAUAAUGGCUGCAGAGUUAGCAACACCUGAGGCUAUGGCCUUCUUUGUGAAGUAUGGAACUGGGAUUGUGUGUGUCAGCAUGAAAGAAGAUGAUCUACAGAGGUUACAAUUGCCUCUAAUGGUGGCAAGCAAAGACAAUGAGGACAAGCUUUGCACUGCAUUUACAGUUACAGUGGAUGCGAAACAUGGUACGACCACCGGUGUGUUAGCUCAUGAUAGGGCAACUACCGUAAAGGCCUUGGCAUCGAUGGACUCCAAGCCCGAGGACUUUAACCGCCCUGGCCAUAUCUUUCCAUUGAAGUAUAGAGAGGGUGGUGUUCUGAAGAGAGCUGGACACACUGAAGCUUCUGUCGAUUUUGCCAUGCUAGCUGGAUUAAAUCCUGUUGCAGUUAUUUGUGAGAUUGUGGUUGAUGAUGGCUCAAUGGCUAGAUUGCCCAGGCUUCGUGAAUUUGCACAGAAGGAAAACCUCAAGAUAGUAUCCAUUGCAUAUCUAAUAAGGUAUUUAGUCACAUUUUUCUCAUCUAAAACAUUUCCCUGCUUCCCUUUUUACUUUUUUCUUAUACAAAUAAAGAACAAUGACAUUUCAUACAUGUCAGAGGCUGAGGUUAAAUAGUGAAUUCAGACUUUAAGGCUUCUUAAGUGUAUGUAUAGGUACACUUGUAUGUUGAGGAUAGGAUGCAACCAUGCAGUGAGCGCAGAGCAAAGUACUUUGCUCUUUACCAAUUUUUUUGUUGGAGACGAGAUCAGAUGAUUAGUAAAUAUAAGCAAGGUCACAGUCUCUUCUAUCAAGAAAAAAGUAGAAAACACUAAUGCAUCUAGAGUCAAGAAUUCAUCUAGUGAGAGCUAUGAAAGAAACAUAAAACUCAUAUAUAGAAGAGGAUGUUGUAUAUGCAGGAUGGAACUCAUAUCUGAAUUAUAAUUUCUCCGAAUCUUCAAGGUAGUAGGCUGUUGUACAUGUGUUGGAUCUGUGAAACGCUGCUCAUCAACAUCUAUUCUUUGUAUAUAUAUGACUUUUUUUAAGAUCUUAUUUCUGAUGUGUGUUUCUGAAAAAAUGCAGGAUAUUGAGAGGAGAAAAGGGCCUCAAAGAUUUUUGGUAUAGUUUUGCAAUUUCCAGAUUUAUGUUCUUUUUAUUUUGCAAUUAUUGAUCUUUUUUUGGGUUGAAUUUGCAGAUUGAAUUGCGUUCAAGUUGAAGUUUUAUGUUGAAGAUUCACUGAAGGUUGAAUGUCGGUUGAAGAUGGAAUUUCUACAUAUUUUUUAUUUUUUUAUUUCAUCUUCUGAAUGUUUGUAUCAAUUCGUCAAAAUUGUUAGUAAUAAGAUUAUACUUCUAAUUUCCUUUAUUAAUUUAUAAUGUUAUUUUUUUUUGGUGAUGUAAGAAUGUGCUUGUAACUGUUACUGUACUAAUAACACAAUGUUGACGCUUACAAGUGUCUAUAUAGUAGCUUCAAAUUGCGACA